AAUAAUUGAAAUGCGCACGCACGAUGCCAGUUCGAAAGUCGACGUUUACCCGCGAACUAGGAGGAUGCGGCAGUCGUACGUUUAAUACGCGUCAAGCGCGCGCCGGUCGUACAUUCAAUACUUAUACAAGUCUAUCAUUUUGACGCAUUAUAAAACGUUAAACUGGCGCGUUUUCGAUUACCUUUCGACGUAAUAAGGAGCGUUCGUUUUUCAAUUAGAAGGAUGACGACGGAAAUUGAUAAAGAUGAGCUGAAAAAACGUUUGACGCCGUUACAGUGGCACGUGACACAAGAAAAAGGAACCGAGAGGCCAUACACUGGUUGCUACAAUAAAUUUUAUCAAAAUGGUACAUACACGUGUAUCGUCUGUGAUCAAGAAUUAUUCUCUUCUGACACUAAAUAUGACAGUGGAUGCGGUUGGCCUGCAUUUAAUGAAGUUUUAGAUCAAGGACGGAUUAAGUUAACCAAAGAUACCUCUCAUGUUGGUGGCAAUCUACUACUGCUGAUCGCAAACCCAGAUAUGGUGCGGACUGAAGUGACCUGCUCAAAGUGCGGUUCACACCUGGGACAUGUAUUCAACGACGGUCCAAAACCUACAAGGAAGCGUUUCUGCAUCAACUCCGCUUCGAUACUUUUUCAUGCAGCAGGGGAAGAAAAGAAGUAAAUUUUUUUAAAUGAAAAGUUUUCUUUCGACAUUCAAUUUUUUUAGACAUUUAAAAUUCUUUUGUUGGCUUCAACUUUUAAACACAGUUGAUUUCAUUAAGAAUUUCUUUACAUCGAUUGUGCUUUCUUGUUUCUAAGCAAGAUUUUUAAUUGUAACGUAAAAUAUAUAAUACGUUAUUAAUAUUUGCAAAUUAGCAUAUUCAUAUUAUUAAUAAAUAUGGUCAAUUAAACUUUCACAAGCAUUUGCUAUGAUAUACAAUUAUAAAGCGUGCUUUCAUGCUGAUGGUAUUGUAUCAAGUUAAGUAAAAAUUUACUUAUAAAAUAUAAGAUAUAAUAUCCCUAUACAUAUACAACUGCACUUGAUGUAAUCAUUUCUAACUCAACUAACAUGAUAUUAUAUGUCUUUUUAUAAUCAGAUCUGAAUUGUGCAACAUAUAUUAUUUAUGUAUAUAAUUAUCAUACAAUUAAUACAAAAAAAAGUGAUAAAAAUAUUAUUUUCUAAGAGUCUAUACUAUUUUUACAAAUGUGUAUAAAAGCUGCAAUAUGUAAAUAGUUAACUAUAUAUUCCUAACAAUAUAAAACAUCAUUGGAAGAAUCAAACGAGCUAUUAUUUGUAACCUUCGUUCUUCUAUAGAGAUAAAUAAUCUUAAAAGGAAGGGUAUAUUAAGGGAAAAUUGUAAUAAAAUAAUACUUGUUUGUUACAAAAUGUUUCCUUAUAUUGUAACAUUUUAAAACAAACUAAAAGGUGUUACAGUACAAUAUAUACGUAAAAUUCUAGGCGUUAUUUUUUUUCUUUUUUCUUUACAAUAAUUAUUUAUCUGCCGUUUCAAUUCAAUUUCUGGAUUUCUUUAUCGUUUAUAUAGAUAUAUAUUUUCCUGAGAAAUCAUUCAUUACUAAAAACCUUUUAAAAGCAAAUAUAUAUAUAUUAGCUGUUGUUUUUUUAAAAUCAAAUAGUUUUGAUAAAAGACUGGAAACCAUGUACUUUGACCAAUAUUUUUUUUCUUAUUUUUUUUGUCAGUAAAAUAGUAUCUUUGUUACUAGGCCUGGUUCUUUCAUUUAGAGAUCUCAAAGCAUUUUCAAAAACAUCAUAAGCACGCAAGCAUGCAUAUACACACUUAACCUGAUUUUAGUAGGAACCUAUUUUAUACUUACAAAAUGACAAUAAUACGUUUCUUACGUAAAUACUUAAAUGCACAUGGAACGUUAAUCGAGAUGCAAUUAUAGAAAAUAAUACUUAUCCAUGCAUUUUAUAAUCCCUACUCUCAAAGUCUAUUUAGUUUAUUCAUCUAAUCUUUUGCCGCAUCAAAAAAAUAAUAAUUAUUUUAUUUUAAUAGAAUACAUAUAUAUUUUUAUUACAGUAAGGCAUAUUUUGGUACAAGCUUUGUACUUUUGUUUAUGUAAACAGAUUCACUAACAAGAUGAUCAUUUGCGAACAAUUGUGCAUCUAAAUGCACUUAGUAUUUUGAAAUUUGGACAUGGUAAAGUAUAUUUUAUAUAUUCAAUGCAUCUCGAUUUAUCAUUUAAAAUUAAAUCUUAACAGUAAAUAGCUAUGAACUGAGAGAAAUAUGUAUCUUUUAUAAUUGUCAUAAUAAUAAUACGAUCAGACAAAAUGGAUGUAUAUAUGAUCCUUUUUAAAAGAUAUUUGUGAAAAUGCAAGACCUCGCUCGUUAUUCCUGAUCGAGCUAAUUUAUUUGGAUCCUAAUUUAUAAAUUCGUUUACAUGAUGAUUAAUACUAGAUGUGCAGUCAUUUCCUUUUUUUAUGUUGCUUAACAUCACUUACUUUCAAUUAAUUUAGAGCGAUUACUGAAAAAGAAUGAAUAUAUGCGAUGCUUAUUUUCAUGAAAUACUGACACACAAAAAUAAUACAUUAUAUUAUUUAUAGUCCUUGAUUUUAAAAAAAUAGGAUCUUUCCCAAUUUUAGCAUGACUCUAAAUAUGUUCGUUAACACGAUAUAAAUCGAGUAAUUUUGUCUGUCAAUUUUUAAUUAAACUUUACUAAUCGUUAUUAAAAAACUAAUCAGGCUUUUUAUUAAUAGUUUUAUGGAAGAAUAAAACUGCUGAAUAUUAAAUACCUUACGUUUUUUUUUCAUUUUAAGGAAAUAAUAUAAAUUUUUACCUUUUUGUUUAAUCUUUUCAUUUCAUAUGUAAUAUAUCAGUGAUUUCUCUUGUAUCAAUAAUUAUUUUACUCUCAUGAUGUUAUUUUAAGUGUCAAAAAUCGCAUAUGACGAAACCCUAUAUAUAUAUAAUGAAAUUAUUAAAAAUUACAGAAAUUGCAAAAUCUAAGUUUCUUAAACUAAAUAUAUAGAUAAUUUUAAUUGUAAUGACAUGAUACUUUGAAAAUAUAAUACAAUUAGGAAAGACAUUUUAGUUGCUCUGUUUAAUAUGGUACAACCAUUUAGAAACCUUGUAUAUAACCGUUAACUUGAUUUUACAUGUUGGUUUCUGAUGGUUCGUCAAAAUAAAUGAUACAUUUUAAUGGUUCAAGAUUAUAAGGAAUCUAGCAUGAAUAACUCAUGCUUCUAAACAUGACAACAGGCACUUUAUAGUGUCACAAAAUGCUCCUACAUUUGAACCUUGUUUUAAAAUUUCAUCGAUCAUCCGUUCAUUUACUUUAAGACACGUUAAGAAUAGUUAGAUUUGACCUGUAAUGAAGAACACACUUGACCAGACAACAUUUGUCCAUAUAAGGAUGUUCUUAUUAACUAACAUAUUUUAGUAAAGAGAGGACCUUAUAUAUCUUAACGUGUCUUAUCGCGAUGCAAAUGAGAAAAAGUACUUACUUUUGUUUAUCUUAAUAUUAUAAAACAGUAAUCAUGAUUUGCAAAAAUGAAUAUUCUAACUGCACAAAACACAAAUAACUCAAUUAGCCAUACUAUAUAUAUAUAUAUAUAUAAACUAACAAAAUGCGACCAUUGUGAUAUCCAAGAUAAGAGAAAAUAAUUAAAGCAUUUUUAGUUGAAUAAAAAUAUAAUUCUGCGUAUUAAGAUAUGAUUAUAAGAACGUGACUUUUGAGAAUGUUUAAAACAAGUUAGGCUAUCGCUUAUAUAUAUAUAUGUAUUUAUGUCAUAUUGACAGACAAAAGGAUUGAAAACAUAUUGCUCUGCUCUUUAUAACUUCGUUCGAAAAAUAUAAGUCUGACAUGAAGACCAAUUUAUUUUUCUCCUACAAUUUCUUUUUUGUCAAACCAUAAUAAUGUAUUAGAAUAAAUCUUAUGUACUUGUUCACAUUUGUUUAUGGUAUUAUCUAAUAAAGAUCCUUGCUAUAAA
Messenger RNA from Polistes canadensis, 3927 nucleotides. It is a transcript of the gene SelR, whose product is annotated as methionine-R-sulfoxide reductase B1. The coding region runs from base 223 to 663 and encodes 146 amino acids. Gene Ontology annotation, cellular component: cytoplasm. The transcript is spliced from 3 exons. The record is from RefSeq and is a predicted model, not a curated record. NCBI's taxonomy places the organism in Eukaryota, Metazoa, Arthropoda, Insecta, Hymenoptera, Vespidae. Gene Ontology annotation, biological process: response to oxidative stress; protein repair. Gene Ontology annotation, molecular function: peptide-methionine (R)-S-oxide reductase activity.